This is a messenger RNA of Hymenoscyphus albidus, 2508 nucleotides long. Lineage: Eukaryota; Fungi; Ascomycota; Leotiomycetes; Helotiales; Helotiaceae. The record is from the annotation of a GenBank genome assembly.
GUGUUGAUAUAUGACAACAUAAUCUCGUCUCAGGUUUGGUGUUCGGUGCUGUUUCUAUCACCGCUCCAUCUGCGGAGAAGGAAUAGGGAGUGUGUAUAAAUAUAUACUUCGUAUGCCAGUUGCAAAGGUAUGGAGGCUCCGUUGGAUGGGAAUGGAAAACCUUGAUUCACCUUGUCUUUCUUUAUGUGGAAGCUGAACCUGAGCCUGCGAGCCUGACCAGUCGAGCCAGUGACCUCGGAGAGCUUCCGCACAGUCCACCUCCUGGCCUGUGAUGCCCUACCCCCUCCCCCUACGCACCGAAGUGGGCGUGAAUCUGAACGCAAGUUGAAGCAUCGCCUACGUAGUAGAGCAUUAGUUCUUGCUACUACACCAUUCCACUGCUUGACCAACGCCUCGAUUUUUUGGUAUUCUGCCACAUACAGCUCCCAAUUCCCGAGGAGAAUCUUCCAAACCAAAGCCCACGUCCCGAAGAAUAAUCACGAAAAGGUGCGAGUGUAGGCGCAAAGGCGGUGGUCACAGCAAAAGCCCUGGGGAGAUGACCACAUCAGGUGGACCUUGACAACCGAUGCGCCGUUGCGAACAACGAACGAACCGGCAAGAUGGACGUCGUGCAGGCAGUAUCGGGAUACAUCUCCAAGAUGGUAUCGGCAGGAGAUAGUGCUUCCGGGGCGCCUGCCGCCAAAAUGAAGAUUCUCCUGCUCGACAGUGAAACCGUGUCCAUCGUUUCCACCGCCAUUACCCAGUCGGCCCUGCUGAACCACGAGGUCUACCUUAUCGAUAGAUUGGACAAUCAGAACAGGGAGAAGAUGCGACAUUUGAAGUGUCUGUGUUUUGUGCGGCCUUCAGCAGACUCGAUACAGUUCCUCAUUGACGAAUUUCGAGAACCCAAGUACGGAGAAUACAAUAUAUAUUUUAGCAACAUUGUGAAGAAGUCGUCUUUAGAACGGCUAGCAGAAGCAGACGACCACGAAGUGGUCAGGGCGGUGCAAGAACACUUUGCCGAUUACUUGGUGGUCAAUCCUGAUUUAUUUACACUGGACAUGGGCUUUCCACGGCAGAGGAUAUGGAGUUCAAACCCGGAUAUGUGGAAUGCGGAUGCCUUGCAGCGAGCAACCGAAGGUCUCAUUGGAGUUUUGCUGUCUUUGAAAAAGAAGCCACUGAUACGAUACGAGAAGAACAGUUUGAUUGCCAAGAAACUUGCUACUGAAGUCCGUUAUCUGAUGACACAAGAAGACCAAUUAUUCGACUUUAGGAAGGUCGAUACACCUCCAAUCCUUCUAAUACUUGACAGGAGAGAUGACCCAAUAACACCACUUUUAACUCAAUGGACAUACCAGGCCAUGGUUCAUGAACUUUUGGGAAUACGCAAUGGCCGAGUGGAUCUGAGUGAUGUCCCAGAUGUCCGACCAGAAUUGAAGGAAGUGGUAUUAUCGCAAGAUCAGGAUCCGUUCUUCAAGAAGAACAUGUAUCUGAAUUUUGGAGAUCUUGGGGGCAAUAUUAAAGAUUACGUUGAGCAAUACCAACACAAAACCAAAAAUAGUUCCAACAUCGAGUCAAUAACGGAUAUGAAGCGGUUUAUUGAAGAUUAUCCGGAAUUCAGGAAGCUUUCCGGAAAUGUCAGCAAGCAUGUCACACUUGUUGGGGAACUGAGUCGAAGAGUUGGGGGAGAGAAUCUCUUAGAGGUUAGUGAGGUAGAACAGAGUUUGGCAUGUAAUGAUAAUCAUGCCACGGAUCUCAAAGUAAGACACCUCAGAAAUAUAAAAAUACUCACUCCCAAAGUAUCGUCUUUACUAACAACUUCUCAGAAUGUCCAAAGACUCAUUCAAUCCCCAACAGCCACCGCCGACUCCAAACUAAGGCUGGUUGCUCUCUAUUCACUUCGCUAUCAAAAACACCCUUCAAAUGCUUUACCUAUCUUAGUAGACCUCCUAAUAGCAGCCGGAAACGUCCCCCAACGCCGUAUCGACCUGAUCGCUAAACUCUUAAUUUACCAGUCCUCCCUCCAACAAGCUCAAUCCGCCGGGGGGAUAUCUGACAUGUUCGAAUCAGCAGGAAUUUUCUCUGGAGCAGCAGGACGCUUCAAAGGGCUCAAAGGCGUAGAGAAUGUCUACACUCAACACUCCCCGCGUCUCGAACUCACCCUACAAAAUCUCAUCAAGGGGAGGCUACGAGACCAACAAUACCCGUUCGUAGAAGGCGGUGGUUCCACAAAAGAUAAACCACAAGAUAUCAUCGUUUUCAUUGCUGGAGGAGCAACUUUCGAGGAAGCGAAAUGUGUAUCUAACCUUAAUGCCAGCUCACCGGGAGUCAGAAUUGUCCUGGGAGGAACGUGCGUGCACAAUAGCACGACCUUUUUGGAAGAAAUGGAAGAUGCGGUGUCUUCCUGGCCGGAACCGCCUGCUACUACAGCAGCGGGUCGGUUACGGAAGGAAACUGGGAGGAGAUGAUGCAUGGGAUUUUGUGUAUGGAGUUCUGGGAGUUUAUGGAAUGGAGAUCGGGUCGGCAUUG